Hirsutella rhossiliensis is the source of this 1236-nucleotide messenger RNA. RefSeq lists its product as uncharacterized. The record is from RefSeq and is a predicted model, not a curated record. NCBI's taxonomy places the organism in Eukaryota, Fungi, Ascomycota, Sordariomycetes, Hypocreales, Ophiocordycipitaceae. Bases 1 to 1236 code for a protein of 411 amino acids. The transcript has a single exon. Gene Ontology annotation, cellular component: cytoplasm.
AUGCCUCACCUCCCGUCUGUCGACGACGCCCAGGACGAACGGGAGCUCGUGUUCCCGCCCGUCACCAAAGACCACAUCCAAAACUGCUCGUACGACGCGUGGUUCCCCAAGUACCGGAGCUCAUGCCUCAAGUCGCGCAUCAUCCCGCUGCCCCCCAGCGUCGUGUCCUAUCUCCAGGAGGACGGCAUCGUCUUGGCGGACGAGGACGGCGGCGGCACGUUGUCACAGGAGGAGGAGGAAUGGCACCCGUCUACCAUCAGUGGUCCUCUACAAGCACGUCACGAAGAGCAAGACUCGUCAUCAGACGAGGACGAGGCGCCUCGACUACCCCCCAACAAGAGGUUCCCCGAUACGCACCAGCUGAUCAAGGACACUAUUGCCGAGCUCGGGGGCGCCGUGGCUCCGAAGCUGAACUGGUCGUCGCCUCAGGAUGCCAAGUGGAUAUCGCCGCACCAAAACACGCUCAAGUGCACGUCGCCCAACGACGUCUACCUCCUGCUGAAGUCGUCGUCGUUUGCCUCGCACGACCUCGCCCACGCCUUUGACGGCUGCACGGCGGCCCCUCCGUCGCGGCCCCCGGCGCCGGUCCUCGUGCUGCGGCCCUUUUUCAUGCCGCACGUGGCCCUCGAGUUCCGCUGCUUCGUCAAGCACCGGUCGCUCAUUGCCAUUACACAGCGGGACCUCAACUACUACGCCUUCCUCGACGGGCUGCGGCCGCACAUCUGGAGCAAGAUCUGGUCCUUUUUCAGGGCAAAGCUGAGGCUCACGUUCCCCGACGCCAGCUUUGCUUUUGACGUCUACAUACCCGAGGACCCGCUGGCGGAUGGCGGGCUCGGCAGGGUGCGGCUAAUGGACAUUAACCCGUGGGCGCCGCGGACCGACACGCUACUGUUUUCGUGGAAGGAGCUGUUGGGCAUGGAGGUGGCGUCCCCGCUAUACGGGUCGUCGGAGGCUGGAUUGGAUGGCAGCGGAGACGAGGAGGAGGGAGGGGACACGGGGGCGGAGGAUGCCGACAGUCAGGACGGAAUGCCGGAGCUGCGGCUGGUGGAACGAGACGACCCGGCGGCCUACAACUUUAGCUCGGCGCAGUUCUCGGCGCACAAGCUGCCCAAGGAGGUGGUGGACGCGGGCAUGUCGGGCGAGGGCGGGCUGCGCGAGUUUGCGCGGCAGUGGAAGGAAAUCACCGAGGGGAGAGGCGGCGACGUGUGGGAUAACGUGCCAGAGCGUAAUGCCUGA